AUGGCCGGAGGUGCGUCCGCCGAAAGACCGGUAGCACCCGGGUCCGACACCUUCCAGCUCCGUGUGUGGAGGGGGGGCGGUGGGAGGAGAGGGUGGGAAGCCAGCAGGGGAGGACGAUGGAUGGGUGUCACAAGCUGGGAUGGGUUCGUUGACUCAUAG
Molecule: messenger RNA, 159 nt
Organism: Colletotrichum graminicola M1.001
Lineage: Eukaryota; Fungi; Ascomycota; Sordariomycetes; Glomerellales; Glomerellaceae
Exons: 1
Coding region: 1-159 (52 amino acids)
Source: RefSeq, a predicted model, not a curated record